This is a messenger RNA of Protopolystoma xenopodis, 315 nucleotides long. NCBI's taxonomy places the organism in Eukaryota, Metazoa, Platyhelminthes, Monogenea, Polystomatidea, Polystomatidae. The record is from the annotation of a GenBank genome assembly.
AUGCCUGCAAGACAUCUGCGAAUGUACCAAGUCCAUGGUCCGACUGGUGUGUUUUCACGUACACAAAUGUACACAAACAUAUCAGAUGAGAAGCCAGUUAUCACCCUGCUGGAAGUCUUGGAAUGUGAGGAGGAUAUCCUGGAUGCAGAGUGGCUACAGAAGGAGUCGUUAACUCGAUUAAUCAACCUGAUAGUAAGUACCACAUUCUGCAUCCAACUGCAAUAUAUAUGUGCAAAUAUUAGGAUUAACGAUGGGAUCUCCACUCUCAUCUCUUAUGACAGAUUGGAGAAGGAAUGCGAGAAGUCACCGCUGUAA